This is a messenger RNA of Morchella sextelata, 543 nucleotides long. RefSeq lists its product as uncharacterized. The transcript has a single exon. The coding region runs from base 1 to 543 and encodes 180 amino acids. The record is from RefSeq and is a predicted model, not a curated record. Lineage: Eukaryota; Fungi; Ascomycota; Pezizomycetes; Pezizales; Morchellaceae.
AUGCAAUUCUUCGCCGUCACCUUCACCGCCGCUCUCCUCUCCGCCCUGGUCGGCGCCGUCCCAGUUCCCCAGGCCCCCUCAGGCGCCAUUCCCACCGGUGCCGCACCCACUGACAUCCCCACUGGCGCCGCUCCCAGCGGAGCAUUCCCCACCUUUGUCUUUCCCAGCGGUGGUUUCCCAUCCGGCGCAGUUCCCUCUGGCCCCGCCCCCACUGGUGCCUUCCCCACCGGCGUCGUCCCUACCGGUGGCUUCCCCUCCGGCGCUGUUCCCACCGCUAGCGGUGUCUUCGCGCCCCAGGCAUUCGGCACUGGAACUGGUGUCCCAAUUGCUACUAGCAUCCCAGUUGCUACUGGUGCCCCAAUCGGUACUGACGUUCCUGUUGCUACUGGCGCGCCAACUGACGCUCCGGCCCCGACUGGUGCGGCCCCUAGUGGAGCUUUCCCGACUGGUGCCGUCCCGACUGGCACUGCUGGAGGUGCUGCGCCGUCUGGUGGUGCCGGACAGGGUGGUCACCACCACGGUGGACAUGGUGGACGUAACUAG